Molecule: messenger RNA, 1553 nt
Organism: Seriola dumerili (greater amberjack)
Lineage: Eukaryota; Metazoa; Chordata; Actinopteri; Carangiformes; Carangidae
Product: 3-oxo-5-beta-steroid 4-dehydrogenase-like
Exons: 9
Coding region: 31-1011 (326 amino acids)
Biological process (GO): bile acid biosynthetic process
Cellular component (GO): cytosol
Molecular function (GO): Delta4-3-oxosteroid 5beta-reductase activity; aldose reductase (NADPH) activity
Source: RefSeq, a predicted model, not a curated record
GCAGUUCAGUUUGUUCACUUUAGCUCAAAAAUGAAUCUGACUGCACAGAGACACAGUAUCGCUCUCAGUGAUGGGAACCGUAUUCCACUGCUGGGACUGGGCACCUAUGGGAACCCUCAAACGACACCCAAAGGAACAGCAUUUGAGUGUGUAAAGCUGGCCAUAGAUGUGGGUUACAGGCACUUCGAUGGGGCACUGGUGUAUUUCAAUGAGCACGAAGUAGGUCAAGCCAUUAGAGAGAAGAUUGCUGAUGGAACUGUUAAAAGAGAAGACAUCUUUUACUGCGGAAAGCUCUGGAAUACCUUCCACCCACCAGAGUUGGUGAGACCGACUUUGGAGAAGACUCUGAAAGCCUUAAAACUGGACUAUGUGGACCUCUACAUCAUUGAGCUUCCUAUGGCCUUCAAGCCUGGAAAUGAGUUCUAUCCAAAAGACCGGGAUGGAAAAUACAUCUACCACCACACAGACCUCUGUGCAACAUGGGAGGCUUUAGAGGCUUGCAAAGACGCAGGACUUGUUAAGUCUCUGGGAGUCUCCAACUUCAACUGCAGACAGCUGGAGCUGCUGCUGAAUAAACCUGGCCUCAAACACAAGCCUGUGUCCAACCAGGUUGAGUGCCAUCCAUACUUCACACAACCUAAGCUUCUGGACUACUGUCGUCAGAAUGACAUUGUGAUUGUUGGCUACUGCCCAAUUGGCUCCUCCAGAGACGCAUCCUGGGUGAAUGUGAAAUGUCCUCCCCUGCUGGAGGAUGAGCUGCUUGUGUCCAUUGGGAAAAAGUACAACAAGAGUAGUGCCCAGGUGGCUUUGCGCUUCAAUGUCCAGAGAGGAGUUGUGGUGAUUCCCAAGAGCUUCAGUCCUGAGAGGAUCAAACACAACUUCCAGAUAUUUGACUUUUCACUCACUGAGGAAGAAAUGAAAGCCAUUGAAGCACUGAACAAAAAUAUUCGUUUUGUGGAGCUGCUGAUGUGGAGUGACCAUCCAGAGUACCCAUUUCAUGAUGAUUAUUAAACUUUACAGAUAUAUAAUAAGAACAGAAGAUAGGCUUAUACUCUGCAUAUUCUUCCCUCUUGAAGGUUUGAACUGGUAUUUUUUCACACUAAACACUAGAGGGCUCUAGCUCACAGAGAAUGAAAAAGACAAAAGCAAAAAUAAAUAAAUAAAAAGGUUUUCAAGGAUAACACACAGCUCUGAUGUGAAAUGGCAAACUAUAUUUCAUAUGUGUAAUAUUGAAAGGGAGUUGUUUAAAAUGAUGCAAUUACGUAACUGCUGCUAUGCACAAGUUUCAUUUGAAAAUAAGACCAUUUGAAUUGAAUGUGGCAAAAUAAAUCAUAUCUAGAAGAAUACAUUUUGAUUAUUACUUCUCUGGUUUUCUGAAAUAGACACAUUAUAUACACAUUUCUACACAUUCAAAUUUUCAGAUAUAUCAGCUACUAAUGACCUCUAUACUGUAUUUCAGCCAAGAAGUGUCUGAUCCCCUAAUGUAUAAAUACAUCAUAUACGCACACACACACACAUAUAUGUGUGUGUAUAUAUAUAUAUAUGAUAUUAAA